GUUUUUGCAGCUGAACUAUUUUAUCAUUCAUGCCUAGGAAAAAGCACAAAAAUCAACUUCAAGAGAUGUUGGGUGUUUAGAAAAGCAAUUUGUAAGAACAAUUAUUCACGUUGUAUCUCUUCUGGCCUACGGCACCACCGGACACAAUGGCUUCGCCUGACCUUCAAACUCAGGAGUCCGUUUUGUCGGUUAUGCUGAUAAAUAAAGAAGAACCAUCGUAUGACACGCUACAUCUACCCAAGCCAGAGAUUAAUUCGCUGAACUUUGAUUAUCCUUUUGCAAGUAAAUUUUUUUUGAAGCAAGAGAGCGAAACAAGUGAAACAAAACGCCUCUAUCUCAAGUGGAUCGUUCUCUUCUUAAUUACAAUUAUAGUACCAAGUACAUUUCUAAUUUUAGAAAUAUCUAUUGGCGAGUUCAUGGCUUUAAAGAUCAAAAUUAUGUCCUUACUCUUAAAAAAUGGUAAAGUUGUACCCGCUGUGAUGUUUUGGUGGUUGGUAAACUUGAGUCUUGCACUGUUAAGUGGUAGUCUUGUGAUAUUUUUAGAGCCAACAGGAGAAGGAUCAGGGCUACCAGAAAUAUUGGGCUUUUUGAAUGGAGUCGAUGUGCCAAAUUUGUGUUCAAGCAUGUCAUUUAUAGUCAGGAGCCUAGCCACAUUUUUAAUGGUGAUGGCAAAUUUACCGGGCGGUUUGCAAGAACCUUUCUUAUUGAUUGGAGUCAUUUUUGGCGGAUUAAUUUACAAAAUCGGGAUAAAGAAAUUCCGGCCAUUCUACACAUUCGAAUGGGACAUUGACCGAAGAAAUUUCGCUGCGGCUGGAUUGGCAGCAAGCACAGCAACAGUUUUUGGGACGCCUUUAGGAGGUUUGAUGUUUGCAAUGGAGCAUCUUUCGCAUUGGCGAGGAGAAAUUAUCUUUUUAUUUAUGGCCACAGGAACAAUAGCUUCAUUUAUUUCCGUUUGUACUUAUUAUUAUUACAGGGGAAUGAAAGAUGGAGAGUUUCACCCUAUAAAUAUUUUUUCACCGUUGAGAGAAGACUCUAUAUUUGUGGAUUUUGUGGAGAUUCCGAUGUAUUUUCUCAUUGGCAUAAUUGGAGGUUUGUCAGGGGCUUGUUGGACUUUGUUUCAGUCAAUCUUGAUUCGUAUCAGAUACCGUUUCUUGAAGAACAAGUGGCUGAGGUUGGCAGACAUAGCAGUGGUGACAAGUAUUAUAUCAUUGAGUGGAAUAUUGUUCUAUAUCGCAUUAGACAAAUCUGCAAACUGCAUGGACGAUAAACUUGCAGAAAGAGAGAAAUACACACUCUUAAAAGAGUUUAAUCCUCACUGUACUGGAAAUGCAAGUUACGCUAGCAUGAGCACUUUGAUGUUCCAAGAUCCCGCAUAUAUCACCAGAACCUUAUUCACAGUGAAGAAAGAUCAGUAUUCACCUCAUGUUCUUGUGGUUUUCCUUUGCCAAUUUUACCUUUGGUCUUUGCUCCACUGUGGGACCUUCAUGCCUUCCGGCAUUAUUCUACCAAACUUAAUAAUUGGAGCAGUUUGGGGUAGAAUUUUGUCUAUGGUGCUUACCCAUUUGAGUUUUAUAAAGGAUUCGUACAAGAAGCCAAUAAAACUGGCAUAUCUUUGUGCUGUGGCUCAGACUAGUGGUGUUACUAAAAUGGGCCUUGGCUUGACUAUUAUUAUGAUAGAGGCAUCUGGCACGAUCAAUUUUGUUAUACCUGUUAUGAUAAUAGUGAUAGUCUCCCGGUUUUUGAGCAAACUGUUUGGUUCGUCUAUAAUUAAAACUAUAGCACUGGUCAAAGGUUACAUUAUGUUGAGUAACAGCCCUAUACCGUUAUGGGUCGACAUGUCUGUGGAGAAUAUUAUGAACAGAAAGAUGGUGUGUCUCCCUUCCAUUGUUAGUACUGAAAAUAUUAAAAAAAUACUCGAAACGUACCUUCACUUGGCAUUUCCUAUUGCUGAUUCUGGUGGAUCAAUAAGUCCUAUGGAGGGACCGAUAAGUAUCAAGGGAAUGAUUUUAAGGAAGCAACUGUUGGCCCUCAUCAAUCCGACAGCGUAUGCCACAAAGCGGAGUGUACUUCUCACAAGCAACAAGCCUAUAGAAAUCACCGUACCUAUGUCGACUCAGUUCAAUUUGGAGGAGUAUUUAAAUCCGACUCCAUUUACAAUUUACAGAACUGCGUCUUUGACGAGAGCUUGCUCCAUUUUUACAGCCUUGGCUUUGCAUACGCUAAUUGUAGUAGAUGAAAACAUGCAGGCUGUAGGGCUUAUAACAAGAAGAGAUCUAAUCUUGGCAAAGAAAGGAGUGCAUUGGGGAAUAUUUUGAAGAUUUAGAAAUACUGUAUUUUAUUGGACUAAGUGUAACUGUAUUUAAUAAAUUUUUUUUUAAUUUGAGCCGCUUUAUUAUAUUUGCAUGAAUGAAUAUUUGAAAGAAGUCAGUUUAUUUUCACUUGUAACACGUUAUGCAAAGCCUUUGUUUAUUCUUGUUAUCGUCGUUUUGCGUUUAGAAGACUGCAUCUCCCUGGGGGUCGAACGGCAUAAUGAAUCACUUUAGUUUGCUUUAGAGUUUUAAACAGGAGUGAAAAUUGAUACACAAGGGCAUACUAAUUCACAGGAUGAAAUUAGACGAGGGGUCUGAACCACCUACAAAUAGGUAGGCACAGGUGGGAAGUCAAAGCUCAGUCAGCAGUGAAAUUAUGAAAAGGAUGUGUCUGAAAACUUUGGUAUUUUGUGUGGUGCUUGGUGCUGUCUUGUUGUCAGCAACUGGAGCGCCAACUGAGAGCGCGGAACAGUCUCAAAGCAAUGAAAGGUCAGAACACAAGCACGACCAUCAGCAGACCAAAACAAGGAGAGAUCUGGGGCUUACCGCGACCCAAGUGACGACUGAGGGUCAAAAAACUCUACUGAAAACUGAAGCUGAGCAACAUCAGGAGGUAGGAACAACGGCUAGGACAACAACCACAACAACAAGACACAUCCCUGAACAGCACUACUACCCACUGCAAACCCUCUUCCCAUAAGAAAUAUCGUUUUACAGGAUGUGAAAAAAUACAUUGUUAUACGAAGAUUAAAAUGUAAUAUAUUAAUGUAAAUAAUUUAAAAAAAUGGUUUUGGGAUUCUAAAAUAUAUCAUUUGA
Molecule: messenger RNA, 3125 nt
Organism: Cimex lectularius (bed bug)
Lineage: Eukaryota; Metazoa; Arthropoda; Insecta; Hemiptera; Cimicidae
Product: H(+)/Cl(-) exchange transporter 7-like
Exons: 20
Coding region: 147-2315 (722 amino acids)
Biological process (GO): chloride transport; transmembrane transport
Cellular component (GO): lysosomal membrane; intracellular membrane-bounded organelle
Molecular function (GO): voltage-gated chloride channel activity
Source: RefSeq, a predicted model, not a curated record